This is a messenger RNA of Oryza brachyantha (malo sina), 1888 nucleotides long. RefSeq names its product zinc finger protein VAR3, chloroplastic-like. The coding region runs from base 108 to 1634 and encodes 508 amino acids. Gene Ontology annotation, molecular function: mRNA binding. NCBI's taxonomy places the organism in Eukaryota, Viridiplantae, Streptophyta, Magnoliopsida, Poales, Poaceae. The transcript has 6 exons. The record is from RefSeq and is a predicted model, not a curated record. Gene Ontology annotation, cellular component: cytoplasm.
UAAACCCUUAAACCCUAAUCCCCCCUCUCUCUUCACUCCCCCUCCUCCGCUCCCGCCUCCAGCCAUCCAUGCUCGCCUGAUUCCCCAGUAACACCUCCCCAUCCGCCAUGGCUUCCUCCAAGCUCCUAGCCCUCACCCUCACCUCCUCCCUGCUCCGCUCCUACCGCCUCGCCUCCUCCUCCUCCCUCCUGCCCGGUCCGUCCCGCCUCCUCUCCGGGUCUCUCCUCUACCGCCGCUUCUGCUCCGCCGCGGUCGAUGCCGCCGACGCUCCCGCCGCCGACGCAGCAGCGGCAGGUCAUCCGUGGCCGGAGUGGCGCGAUUUCCUGGAGAAGCUUCGGGCGAAGGGUUACUUCGAGCAGCCCACCCUCGCCUCCCGCGCUGAUGCUGCAGAGGGCGACGUGGCUGCUGCGGCGGCGGCCGCGGAGGAGGAGCCCGUGGCCUCGGCCAAUACUUACCCCUUCAAGGACCUGAACAGGGUGAAGAACGCCUGCCUCAAGUUCGGGCGAGAGCGCUUCGAUAUCCUCAGCUCCCUUCCUAAGCAGGAUAUUAAAGCUAUUGUUGAGUGUGGCUGUCCCAACAUCUUCCGGAAACCUGUGAAUUCUGCAAAAAGGCUGAGAGAGUUUCUUCAGGUCGAUGAAGGAGAUGCUUGCAGUGCAUGCAAAUUACGUGGAUCUUGUGAUAAAGCCUAUGUCAUUCCAAACGCUGAGGACGAAGCUCGUACUGUUGAUGUUGUGCGCAUACUGCUAAAUUAUGCAAUAGAUCCAACCUGUCUUUCAGGAGAAAAUUCUGUUAAUGGUGGUGUCCAAGAAUCCGCAAGAAAGCUUCUUUCAGAGCUUACUAUGCUUAGUGACACAACAAUUGAUCCAUCUAUUCCUAAACCUGUAUUCCAAACUUCUAGCAAGAAGGUGUCACUGACCAAAAUUUUUGACAAGGGCACAAACUCAGUUGUAAAUUCUUGGAUCUCAGCUGGAAAGGGUACUGAAACAACUGCAACAGAAAUGAAGAUGGGUGAUUGGCUAUGCCCAAAUUGCAACUUCUUAAAUUUUGCUCGAAAUCGGCACUGCCUUGAAUGCAAAGCAGAUGGACCGAAGAAGCUACAAGCAGCCACCACUGAAAUGAAAGAGGGAGACUGGAUUUGUCCACAGUGUCACUUCAUGAACUUUGCACGGAAUAGGAAGUGUUUUAAAUGUGAAGAAUCUAGACCAAAGAGGCAGCUCAAUCCUGGAGAAUGGGAGUGCCCAUCAUGUAGUUUUCUCAACUUUCGACGCAACAAGGCCUGCCUGAAGUGCCAGCAUGAACGCCCUGAAAAUGAUACCGAAGACAGUCAGCUCGGAUACAAUAGGUUGAGGAACACGAGAGGGGCUGACAGAAGCAGAAGUUUUGACUUUGUCGAUCAGGAGGACGAUGGCUCUGAUCCAGAUGAUGGUGAACACAAGCGUGCAGUGAGCAGGGCAACAUCAACCCAUAGGAGAUCCACAGGCAAGAGUAAAAAUUUUGACUUUCGUCCCGAGGAGGACAACAUUAGGGAGGAUGACAACGAGGAUAUCUUGCCAUACGAAGGGAAGCGCAGGCAUGUUGUGAGCAAAAGGGCCACACCAGCCCAAAGGAGAUUCACUGCCGCUAGAAGCCGAUGAAGAUAUUUGAUGGCCUGGGAGGCUAUAUAAUUUCGAUGUUUUCCAUGUCGCGUAUAGUUUCAUGUACUGCCUGUUAUUGUUUACUCGGGCACCUUGGACUACUAGCUUGGCUGUAUUGCAUAGACAAAUUUGAUCUCCACAUGCGCUCCACUACUGACAUGUACUGAUAAAUAUAUUAGCAGCACCUCAGGUUUCCAGGCAAGAUUUACCAGAUUUUUCUUCACAUCGUAUUGACAGGUUUUCGUUUGUCAAUG